AAAGAGUAUCAGUUUCUCUAUCGAAGCGUUCGGACGUUAAAAAGAUAAACCGAUACGAACUUGAUUUAAAAAUCUAAACCAUCAGCGAACAAAGUAAACAAGAAUUAUGAUUGAUUCUUGAGCGGCGGCCGUGUCCCUUUGAAUAUUCAUAUUUAAUUAAUCAAUUUUGGAAUCACAAGGAAAUUUAAAGUAAUUUGGCAAAUUCGUGCGAAAAGCUGAAAAUUUGCGCGUGUGCGGGUGGAACAGUGACACUCGCGUGAAAAUCAUCGCCAAGGAAAAGGCGGAUAAAUAAAAAGGAAAAACGCCCGCGGCGAAAAUUCUUGUAUUUGUGUGGGUGUGCAAAAAGAAAAAAAAAAAGAAGGAAGGAGAAAUAUCAAGAGCAAAGAAGUUCGAGAAAUUGCUAAUACAGUGUGUGUGUGCUUGUGUGUGAGUGGGUGACAAAUGAUUGGGCAGCGAAAAGGAAGAGAAGUCAAUCAGCGAUAAGCAGUUAAAACUAAUAAAAAACGACUCCAAACGCAUGUUACGCACAAUAGUUGGUCCUAAGAUCUAGGGGAUUUGAACAUGAACAAAAAUGCCGGCGAUGGCAGCGAUGGCAAAAACUCAAACAAAAACUCGAAUGCGGGAGGGGGUGGUGGAGCCGGGGGGCCGCACGACCCCACCGGCCUCCUAGAUGCAGCUUCCCUGUUCGCUUACUGGGGACGUGAUCCCACUGGAGCGGCGGCUGCAGCGGCAUCCAAUCCGCUCUUCAACUCGCAGUUCAAUGCCGCCGCUGCUGCCGGAUUGGGUUUACUGCCUCAGGCCGGAGGCGCUUCUGCCAAUGACCGCUAUUCCAUGGCAGCUGCAGCGGCUGCGGCGGCGGGAGCCCAUCAUCAUCAGAAUACGAUGGCAGUGGCCGCCUCGCAGGCCGCCAGUUUGGCCGGUUUGCAUCCAGCAAGCUGGUGGUCCAUGGCCCAGCUAGCGGCCCAGGAUUACUUCAGCCGCCUGCAGGCCUCGGGCCUCUCCCCCUUCCCACAUCCCGAUCUGGCGGCUGCCUUUGGACCAGCUGGCAUGGGAAUGGGUGGCGGAGCUGGAGGAGCGGGUGCUGGAGGCGGAGGAGCAGGUGUCCUUGGCCAAGGCGGAGGCGGAGGAAAUGGAGGAAGUGGGAACGGUGGCGGUGGCUCCUCAUCUGGAUCCUCCGGUAGCAAGUCGAACAAGUCGCGCAAGGAGAAGCGAGCUGCCCAGCAGCAACAACAACAGCAGCAGAGUCUGGCCAACAGUCUAAAUGCAGCAGCUGCGGCGGCAGCAGCAGCAGCGGCCAACCAUCCCGCCGCUGCCCUGGCCAGUAUGCAUGGAUUCGGAGUGGGAGUGCCGGGCACCAGCAUUCCGUCGGUGAGCACAGGCAGUGGUUCUAUAUCUACCAAUAGUGGAGGUCAUGGGAGCUACAAGAGCACGGCUAGCGCCUAUGGAAAACCCUCGACCAUGACGAGCAGCAGCAUGGCAAGCAAUCCGGGUUCCGCCUACGAUCCGGUGACCCUUCACAAGGAGCUGUUGGCCAUGCAGGCCGUGGCAGCCGCUGCUUCCGGUUCGGGUUCCAGCGGUUCCUCCAGCAAGAAGUCCGGCGGAGGUGGCUCGUCAUCCUCCUCAAUGCACGGCCAUGGAAUGGGAAUGGGUGGUAGUGGUGGCAUGAUGUCCAGUGGCAAGGCUUCAACCAGUGUAAGCGCUAGCAAUUCAUCACUAGGAGGAAUGCAUCCCAGUCUGGCCAGUAGCAAUCCGCUAAUGUCGCCGCAUGCGGGAAUGGGCUCAUCGUCUUCGUCAUCCGGCAAGGAUCGUGACAAAAACAAUCCCUCGCUAAACGCGCUCAACUCGCUGUCGCAGUUUGGAGCUUUGGGCAUGACGCCGCAACAGAGUAUGCAGGCGGCAAUGAAUGCUUUUGCGGCCAGCUCCGGAGUGUCGUCCUCCGCCACGAUAACCUCCUCGCCGCAUCACUCCUCCCAGCAGCAGCAGCAACAAAUGGGCGGCAACAGUUCCACGUCGGGAUCGGGGGGCAAGUCCAGCGCCAAGGAUUACAUGAUGGGCACUGGUAGUGAGCACCCGUCUCUUCUUGGAGUUCGUUUACCACCGGACACGGAGAUAAUCAAGUACACGUCCUCGAUUGUGGGACCCAAGAUACCUGGUCUCAGUCCCGCGAAGCGGGCUAGACUCGAAAUGGAGUACGCGGCAAUGGCCGCGGCCGCCCAACAGCAACACCAGCAGGCCCAGCAGCAACACCAGGCGCAGCAGCAACUCCACGGGAUGCUGGGGGCAGCCGGGAUCCCUGGAAUGGCUGGACUGGUCGGUCUGCCGGGCAUGAGUGGCAAUCCACUCGAUCAGUUGAGUGUGAGCAAGGCCAGCUCCUCGACGGCGGCCACAACCAGUACCAGUUCCUCCUCAGCAGGGAGCAACCUGCUCAACCAGAGCUCCAGUGAUCGCGUGGAGGUGAUCAAACUGCCGCCAACAAUCACUUCUAACGGCGCGUAUAACCUCUCAAGCAAGGGAAAAGAGGUGCACGACCUCACCACCGAUCUGGCUCCCACUUCUGGAGGUGUGAAUCUCAGCCUAAAGGCUAAUGCGAACAAUGCAAGCGCCUUGACACCCAGCGGAGCCGUGGGCUCAGCCUCCAAUCCCAUCACAAUCGAUGACUUUGAUGCGCCACUUAAUCUAUCCAUGAAGCCCUCUGAUAAGAGCAACAGUGGCUCUACAACUCCCGCAGGAGGGGCGUCCUCCUCUUCCAGCGCAGCGAUGGCCAAUUUGGCCAGUGACUAUCAGGCGGUGGCCAGUGGCCAAAGCGGGAAUAGCCUGCAGAGCUUGAGCUCGAUUACAGCUGCUUUGGGAGGAACUGGAGGCAUGCCAGGUGGAUCCAUUUCGGGCAGCGGAGGAACCUCCCCAGCUCCGGCAGGUGCCGGCACAGGAGCCUCUGGUGGUUCGGGAUCUGGAUCCGGUGGGGGAUCAUCCUCUUACAAAGAGGGAAGACCUCGUAACCUUGGUCGCGGUGUAUCCAAGCCCAAGAAGAACACGGUUGCUUCGUUGUUGGCCCAAUCCCGAGCUGUGGGACUAAAGCCCAUGCUGGCCACACAGCAACUUCUUCAGCAGGGUGCUGAUAUUGAGAAAAUCCGCCUGGCGCUGAGCGAGGCCAAUGCUCAUAUGGAGACCUCCACGGAUUCCGAGAGCGUGGCAGCCGAAAGUGGACUCUCGGAGUCUGAGAGCGAGGAUGCCAACAUCCUGAAUGUGGCGGAGCUAAGGGUGCCACUGGAAUUGGGCUGGAAGCGGGAGACUGUGAUCCGUGGCCUGACCAAGCAAGGUCAGAUCCGUGGCGAGGUCACCUACUAUGCACCGGGAAGCACGGCGCCUCUGAAGAGCAACGGACAGGUUUUUGCUAUCCUGGAGCAGCAGCCAUCGAAUCUGAGUCGUGAGAACUUUAGUUUCUCUGCACGAGCCAUUGUUGGCUCAUUCCUGCAGCCCGCUCCACCGCCGUACGCCAACGAUGGCGAGUACAUACGGAUGACGGACGAGGAUGUGGCCAAGCGGCUAGAGGAUCUAAAGGUCUUCACCCGCCAGACACUUAACGUGGAGCAGCGCAUCGAGAUCGCCAAGCAGCAGCAGGCGAUGCGUGAUGCCAAGAAGUUGCAGAAGGAGGAGUUGGCCAGGAACAAAGAGAAGGCACGCCAGGAGAAGAACUCCAAGUUGGAGCAGCAGCGCAAGGACAAAGAGCUCAAGAAUCAGCAGGCCGUCGAGGAGCGCAAAAAGCGUCAGGAGGAGCUAGAUCGCCUUAAGCAAGAGGAAUUGCUUAAGAAGCAACAGGAGAAAGAGAAGCGGCGUCAGGAGGCCAUUUUAGCUAAGGAACAGGAGCUGCAAAAACAGAAAGAGAUGUUGUUGGCUGCCGAAAUGGAACGGGAGCGUCGUCGCCAGCACAUGAGCCUCAUCCGAAUGCUAGAGGUGCGUCGCAAAUUCGAGGAUCGCGAGAAGAAAAAGCACCAGCUGGUGCUGGACCGUCUACUUCUCCGUGAGCGUCGCAUGGCGGAGCGGAAACGAGAUGCAGAGAUCCUGCAGUUAAUAAGGCGCCCCAACGAGGACUCUGAGCUGCCACAGGAGUUGGUAAUCCCAGAGCUAGACAGGAUUGCGGGCAACCGUCUUCCCGGCCAGGCAAUGGCCGAUCUGCUAAUGGUCUUCGAAUUCCUGCACAAUUUCGGCGAGACUCUGGGCUUUGACAUGGAAUCACUGCCAACGCUCCAGAACUUACACGAUGCUUUGAUUAGCGAUAGCAGCGCAGAUGCUGAGGAGGAAUUAUUGUCGGUGAUGACGCAUCUAUUGGUUUGUGCCAUUGAGGAUCCGGGUGUACCCAAUCCCGGCAGACACACCACUUUGCUGGGACAAUCGCUUCGCAACGCGGACAUAACCAACUCGAAUGUGUCCGAGAUCCUGAGGAUCUACCUGUAUGCCACGGCCACGGGUGAGGUACGCCAGAUGCAUGGCAUCACUGUGGAUCGCGAGCGAGAAAGGAGAGUGCCCGAUCAUCAUCAAGUGGAUACCGAUACCGCCACUCACUCCCAUUCGGCCAAGAACCAGGAGUAUUAUAAGCUCCUCCACGAGAACGACACCUGGAAGCUAUCGCAUUCGCUGAAGGAUCGCCCCUUCGUGGCACUGAAUCCCACCCGUAAGGCACAGAUGUUAGCCCACCUCUGCAAUGAUCUGCUGAUGAACAAGGCGGUGCUCCGCCAGAUUGAUGGCAGCCUGGAGACUUGCGCUCAGAUGCGCAAGGAAAAGUACAUGACGGACAUGAAGGUGCGCAAGUACAAGGCACUCCAUAUGCGCAAGGCUCGAAUUGAGGCCUAUGAACGAGCUCAAGCAGAGCGCGAGGCGGCAAUGCAGGCACUGAUGGCGCAGCAGAAGCUGGAUGCAGAGCGUCUGAAGGCGGAGGAGGAAGCCAAGGCUGCGGCAGCAGAGGAAGCAGCAGAUGCUGCCGAAACAGAGGAAGAGGCAAGCAAAGGUGGCUCACCCAAUGGCGAGAAGCCGAAAGAGGAGGAUCAGGACGAACAGGCGGUCACCAAGGAGCCCCAGCAGCAGCCCAUGGAUGUGGAUGGCGUGGUCAAUGAGGAAUCGCUUGUGAGCCCAGCCAAAAGCAUCAUCCAAGCGGACAACACUCUUACGCCCAACAAACAAGACAUGGCCACGCCCACCUAUCAAAUAAAUGGAUCCAGUACACCCACAACAAGUGCCACCACUGGAUCCGACGUGAGUGCCCUGAUGCAGGCCAAGAAGAGCGGAGCACGUAACUCCAUUAACGAUGAACACCACCAUGAUGUUAGCAUAAUCGACGAUGAUCUCUCCGAUUUAGAUUCGGAGAUCACGAACGUCGAGGAAGACGAGGACAAUCGCCUGAGUGCCGAUGAGUUGCAGAAGAAGCUGGACAAGAUUGUGAGGGCUUCACUUAACUGCAAGGAGGCGCUGGAGAAGAGCACCAAUCAGCUGAGAGCGGCCUGCUUUGGACAGGAUCGCUUCUGGCGUCGCUACUGGAAGUUGCCCAAGGCGGGUGGCAUUUUCAUUGAAGCUCUUGAGUCGGCCCAGAAUGAUAUAUGCGGCUAUCAUGAGGCAUUGGAGGGCAUGGAUGACAAGAAGGAUGCAGCUGGCGAGAAGGAAAACGCGGAGAAGGAGAAAACCGAAGCGGAGUCCGCCGAACAACCCAUGGAGGUGGAUGAAUCUCUCACGCAACUGGAGGACGGAGCUCCAGCUCAGAAUGCGGAGCUUUCUGAAACUAAUCAGCCGAAUUCCCAUCAAGAAGAGGAAGAUGACGAUGAUGAUGUGACAGAAAUCAACAAGGUUGAACCGGAAAUUGUUGACCUGGGCGAUGAUGAUGAUGAUGCAGCUCCGCCACUGCCCAAAAUAGAACCUCCUAGACCAGAGAUCAAGGUUAAGUCGGAGAUGGAGCUAAUGGGACCGCCGCCCACGACGAUGAUAUCCACCAAGACAGACUUUGAGGCCGAAAUUAAGAUACCCGCAAUGCCUGGCAUAUUAAUGCCGCCUACCCUCAACAACAACAACAACAGCAAUAACAAUAACAACAACAACGGAAGCGACAACUGUGAUAAGUUGGAAACGGGCUUGAAUCUGGGACAGCAGCAGCAGCAGCAGCAGAACUUUGGACAGGCUGUGAUCAAGAUGGAGGAUAUGAAGAAGGAGGAUGACUGCAUUAUAGUCUCCACAUCCAGUGCUGACGAUACGCCCAAGUGGUUCUCCAUUGUCCGUCGGGAAGUUCCGCUGAUCAGUGAGCUUCCAGCGGAGGAGGGCGGCGUGGUGGGCCAGGAACUGCAGAUCAGUUUUGCCAAUCAGAACUGCUCCGCCCAGCUGCAGCUGCAGGGUCAUCCCUGGGAUCUGAUCAACAACAUGCAGUACUACUCGAUCCCUAUGGAUGAGUGCAAGGUGGAUACCAGCAAACUGGGCAACGAGUGCAUCUUCUCGCUAAGUGGCUUGGAUGAAAAGCAAAUGCUGGCCAAGGUGGAGGAGUACAAGGCCCACAAGGUGGAGUCAAAAAACGGUCUGGGCUCUCCUCAUCGCCACCACGAGACUGAAGAUGAUGAGGAGCAGGCCAAGCUGAGGUUGGAUAAAAAUUUCGACACCGAAAUGGAAACGGAUGCAGACGAACUCGCUGGCAAGGACAAGUUUUUUCGCUUGCGCUCUGAUGCGCCCCCGGAUACGGGAGGAGGGACAAACGAGGGGGGAGCCGAUGUGAAGCCCAAGAUUGAGCUGCGUUUGGAUGAGGCGCUAUCGCAGGCAUAUUACCACAAUAUAGCCAACAUGUCACUGAGCAGUGUGCAAACGUAUAUACCCAUCGACAUACCGCUGCCGCUCUCCAUGACCCCCGAUGAGCAUCGUCUGCUGGAGCAGGUCAAGCUGGCGGGUUUCCCGGAACGAGUCCAUGGCGUUUAUGUGCCUCGCAGACAGCGCUACGGCUGGUGGCAGUUGGACGAUGAGCAGAAGUUGCGCCAGUUGCUCAAAACCCUUAAUCCCUCUGGCCUGAGGGAGCGGGAAUUGCAGGAGAAUCUCCAGCGUUUCCUCGGACUAGAACAGCCAUUGGGUGUGAAUUAUCAGCUCAAAUCGGAUGUAGAGUUUCCGGAGGAGUUCCUUAUGCCCGACAAGAAGGGCGAUUGGAAUCCCAAGGUGGCCAAGCGCGUGGAACUUGCCCUCAUUGAGCAACUGGAAUCCCUGGAGGACAAGGUGGCCAGUGCUUCGAUGCAAUUGAAGAACUGGCAAUUGCCCAAUCGCGUGGAGAGUGAACUCACCCUGGACUCGCAGGAGGAUGUCACCGAAGAGGAUUUCGUCAGCAUUAUACCCAUGAUCCGGGAGAGAAUUAUUGAUUUGGAGGCGAAUAUCGAGAGGCGCUAUCUGAAGCCCCCCUUGGGCUCGCAGACUGGCGAUGCCCAUUUGGCGGUGAUUGCCCAGAACCAGCAUACCAGCACCCAGACACAGAAUUCCGCAUCGGCGGCAGCAUAUCUCCUGCAGAUGCAACAGCAACAGCAGCAACAAUUGGCCCAACAGCAGCAGCAACAAGGAUCGGGAACAGGCAAUAGCGUUAAUGCCUCAUCCUUCAAUGAGCGCACCAUGGCUUUGGCGGCGGCAGCAGCCGCUUCGGGAACAGGAAACAACGCAGCUGGAGCCGGGAACUCGGCAACCGGAGGCGGAGUAACCCCCUGUGAAUCGGGCAGCGGGGAACCUAAUUCCGGCAAUGCCUCGCCGGCCAGCAACUGCGACAGCGAUCGGGAUGAGAAGGUGGAGCACAUCCCCAAGGGAUUGGUGCAGUGGCGCGAUGCAGUGUCCCGAUCGCACACCACCGCCCAGCUGGCGAUGGCCCUGUACGUCCUGGAAUCCUGCGUGGCCUGGGACAAGAGCAUUAUGAAAGCGUAUGCAACAAAAAACAAGUCCAGCAAGAAGAAGAGCAGCGCCAAAAAGCAGGCAACACCAACGAAAAAACAACAGCAAAAGAAAAAGCAGAAGGAGCAGCAGUUGACCAUUGCCACCACCAAUGGAAAAAAGAAGGAUACCCCAAGCAAAAAGCCAGAGAAGAAAGCUCCACUGAGCAUAAAAAUCAACCUGAAGGCUCUGGCGCAAAAUGGGCAGAGUUCGCAGCAGCAGCAAACCCAAAACAACAAUCCUAUCCAAACCAUGUCCAAGUUCCAAUCCCAAUCCAAAACCCCCACCCCAUCCCCAUCCUCCAAUCCAAACACUAGCGACUCCGACUCGGACUUUGGCACACGGACGAAGAAGAAGAGUGGCGGCAAACGCAGACGCUCGGCCAACAAUACAAACUCUAGCAAAUAUUCCAAUUCCUUACAGAAUUGCCAGUUCUGCACGUCCGGCGAGAAUGAGGAUAAGUUGCUACUGUGCGACGGCUGCGACAAGGGCUAUCACACCUACUGCUUCAAGCCCAAGAUGGACAACAUUCCCGAUGGCGAUUGGUAUUGCUACGAGUGCGUGAACAAGGCCACCAAUGAGCGCAAGUGCAUCGUGUGCGGUGGUCAUCGUCCCUCGCCCGUGGGCAAGAUGAUCUACUGUGACUUGUGCCCGCGGGCUUACCACGCCGAUUGCUACAUACCACCGCUGCUGAAGGUGCCGCGUGGCAAGUGGUACUGCCACGGCUGCAUCUCACGAGCACCUCCGCCCAAGAAACGCAGUGCCGGCGGAACGGCCAGCAGCAGCAGUAAGUCGCGGAGGGACAGGGAUCGGGACUCGGGCGGAUCGGCCAAGCGGCGAAGUGACAACAGCAAGACACCGGCCAUGGAUCAUAUGCAACAGCAGCAGAUCCAGCAGCAAAUCCAGCAGCAGAUGCAGCCACUGGCAGGCGGGGAUCCCCACCAUCAUCAUCAUCAGCAGCCGCCGUCGCUGAACUCGUCGCACGAUGAGUCGAUGAAUUCGCACGGCGGCGCCUCUGAGGUGAGUGUGGGGGCCUGCGGGCGGCUGAGGGGGCGGCGGAGUACACGGUCCAGGUUCCAGUAUAAUGCCUCUGCUCUCUGCAGUCCGGCGCACUCGGUGGCCUCGGCUACGGCCUACGAUGACCAGCAUCAUGCCAACAACUCGGUCGACAGCAGCAGUCGCUUCCAAGCGCAUCUCAUCCCUCCGCCCAAUAAUGGUACUGCGGCUCUGCUGGAAGAUGUGGCGGCGGUCGGUGGCAGUGGCAGUGUGAUGCCCAGCAGUUAUCCGGUCUAUCCGCCAGUUGUGGCUGGCAACUUCUCGGCUGGAUUGAUUAGCCCAGCGCCAGUGGCACCACCAGCAACGAUGCCGUAUGCCAACGUGGUCGCCAUGUCGCCACGGGCUGUCACGCCCACACGCACCCGAACGCCCACACCGACGCCAGCGCCCACUCCGCCACCACCACCACCGCCGCCGACACCGCUGCUCAUGCAGGCCUCGCCCACAGCCACCGCCCUCCAUGUAACCGCCUGCCAGUCGCCGCCCCAACAGCAGCAGCAGCAGCAGCAGCUGAUGACCAUGCCCUCGCCACCAGCCAUUGGAGUGGGAACGGGAACAGGAACCAACCAAAUGUCGCCACCGCCCAUCAACAUACAUGCCAUUCAGGAGGCCAAGGAGAAGCUGAAGCAGGAGAAGAAGGAGAAGCACGCCACCAAGAAGCUCAUGAAGGAGCUGGCCGUCUGCAAGACGCUAUUGGGGGAAAUGGAGCUCCAUGAGGACUCUUGGCCAUUUCUAUUGCCAGUGAAUACCAAGCAGUUUCCAACAUAUCGAAAAAUAAUCAAAAUUCCCAUGGACUUGUCCACGAUCAAGAAGAAACUGUUGGAUUUGAGCUACAAAGCCCGUGAGGACUUUUGCGUGGAUGUGCGUCAGAUCUUCGACAACUGUGAGAUGUUCAACGAGGAUGAUUCGCCUGUAGGCAAGGCAGGGCAUGGCAUGCGCAAGUUCUUUGAGUCACGCUGGGGCGAGCUGACCGACAAGCACUCCUGAUCCUGUACCACCGGCCAGCCGCAGAUCCAGAUGGCUACCACGAACAGCAUCAGCAUCACCACCCCCAACAUCUUGGCCGGCACUGCCACACAUCCCAUUGAGAUGGUCACCCUAAUUGCCACGUCGCAAGAGGAGGAGGAGGGAGCCGUGGAGACGACAACAGCAUUAACUGAAGCAGCACAAUUUUGGUCAAGAGAUUAGAGUAGGUUAAGCAAAGAUUGUACAUAAAUAGGGGAUAGAGACGGUUAGUUAUAGUCUAGAAGCGCAGCAUACACACAUUAAAAUAUAUUUAUAUAUAGUAGAUAUAUAAACACACACACACACACGCGAGAGUAUUCAACGUCCUACGUCGGUCAAGACCUUUGAAAGAGGUAGCUUUGAUUCAAAAUAAAUCACCAGCCAAGGCGAACAACCAGCAUGCAAGUGAACGAAAUUGUAUUUAGUUUGUUAAGCAUCCGAGGGCGGCAGCAACAGCAGUAUAAACAAUAACUAUUAGCCGACAUAGAUUAGCAGUUAGAGAUCGUAUCGAAUAAGAAGCCAUCUACAGUAGGCGCCCGGACAGGAUGAACGCUGACAAAUGACAAAUGAACACGUACAAAAACUGUCUACCAAUUUCCGAACCGAUUAGAUCUGAUCCGAUCGAUCGAUCGAUCCAUCGUUUGAACAGUAUUUUGUGCACAAAGCUGCGUCGCUUUGUUUUCUACAAUUCUAAUUCUAACCCUAAUUUUAAACAAUUAUUCUUUAAGCACCAACGAAGCGCUCAUUUAAGUUUUAAAGUGUAUUUUGUACUUAUAGCAACUCCGACAUCUGUAUUUAAACGUAAACUAACUAGAGCUAACAAUUGCCCAGGCAAAAAUGCGAACAAUUAUACUCAAAAACGGCGGUGCGAGGAUGAUUUGUAAAUGUAAAUGAAAGCAAAUUAAAAUUAAAUGUAUUAAAUUA
Messenger RNA from Drosophila suzukii, 10905 nucleotides. The record is from RefSeq and is a predicted model, not a curated record. NCBI's taxonomy places the organism in Eukaryota, Metazoa, Arthropoda, Insecta, Diptera, Drosophilidae.